AUGGUGAAAACCUGCAGUGUAGACAAGUGUGCAAACCAGUUUGACCGGUCAAAGAAAAUAAGUUUUUUUCGGUUCCCAAAAGAUAAGCGGAAGCGGAAGACAUGGAUAAAAGCACUUAACAGGGAUGGUUGGGUUCCUAACGAAAGUUCGUGGAUAUGUUCCGUGCAUUUUAUCGACGGCUGGCACGGAUAUGACCCUGCUGACGAGAAUUACGCUCCGACAAUUUUCAAAUACAAGGUGGUUAAACAAUCAGACAUCAACAUAUCAAGAGAGACAAGAAAGCUGGCUAGAGAUGAAUCCAAGGAAAGCCAAUAUUUGAAAACAAAACAAAUACAGCUGGAGGAGGUAAAAAAGAAAGUGUCUUUAGCCAUGCACAGAGGGUACUGUAAGCCUGUCCCAGAACCUGAAGCUGAGGCUGAGGUUCAAGAAGAGGAUGACACAGAUGUUAAUGUUCUUGUUGACACUGGUGUCCAAUGUGAUGAAGACCCUCUUCUCUUGGAGAAUAGGCGACUCCAGGAGGAAGUAAGAUUACUAAAAGAGGAGGUACGCCAGCUCAAAUGGGGAGUAGGCAAAAUAAAGGACAAUGACACACGGACCCGAUUUUACACUGGUCUCCCAACAUUUGCCGUUUUCUUGUGGCUGUACAAUUACUUAUCAUCCAAAAGCUCCCGUUUGACAUAUUGGAGGGGAGAUGUCAACACUCCAACCAAGGACAGGAUGAGGGUAUCAGUCCCUAUGAUAACUACUAUUGAUCAACUGUUAGCUGUGCUGAUGAGGCUGAGACUAGGUCUUUCUGUUCAGGAUCUGGCUGACAGAUUUAACAUAUCUUCAGCAACAUUUUCUUCCUACUUUACUACAUGGAUAAGUUUGCUCCAUGCUGAACUGAAAUUUCUCAACCCCUUUCCAAGUCGAGAUAUUAUAAAACGUACAAUGCCAUCAUGUUUCAAAGAAAAAUAUCCUUCAACUAGAGUUAUUCUAGAUUGUACAGAAAUUUACAUUCAGAGAUCUUGUAGCUUAGUUAAUCAAAGUCUCACAUUCUCAAAUUACAAACACCACAACACCCUGAAGUUUCUUGUAGGUAUUAGUCCUUCUGGUGUCAUAACAUUUAUAUCAGAAGCCUGGGGAGGCAGAGUUUCAGACCGUAAAUUAACAGAGGACUCUGGUAUUCUGGAUCUUUUGGAGCCCUUCGACAGUGUUAUGGCAGACAAAGGAUUUACUAUAGGGGACCUGUUAGAAAAACGCCAGUGUUAUCUAAAUAUUCCACCAUUUCGAGGAAACUCUAACCAGUUUUCUACAACAGAGGUUUUUCAGACUCAGGAAAUAGCACAGCUUAGAAUACAUGUUGAAAGAAGUAUUGGCCGUGUCAAGAAUUUUCAUAUAUUGGAAGGAGUGCUACCCCUUUCUCUUGCCCCACUAGCUUCAAAAAUUGUUCAAGUCUGUUGCUGGCUUACAAACUUUGAUACCCCUCUUGUAGAAGAUAAAUGUUAACAGUUUGUACAGUUUAUGAACUUGUGCCACACUAUUCUUAAAAUUAUAAAUAUGCACUUGGGGUCUUUUUGUCUCCAAUAAAAUGACAUUUUGAAACAUGACCAAUACUUCAUUGAACAGAAACUUACAGCUGAUACACCUUAACUUCUUUCAGUCACUGGUUCCAUAUAGAAAUAUGGUAAAGGUUCUAGUUAUAAUGGAACGUAAAAGGAGUGGAAAAAAGCACGACCAGACAUGGGUUCGA
Messenger RNA from Mizuhopecten yessoensis (Yesso scallop), 1732 nucleotides. RefSeq lists its product as uncharacterized. Bases 1 to 1488 code for a protein of 495 amino acids. The record is from RefSeq and is a predicted model, not a curated record. Lineage: Eukaryota; Metazoa; Mollusca; Bivalvia; Pectinida; Pectinidae. The transcript has 5 exons.